This is a messenger RNA of Aspergillus puulaauensis, 1395 nucleotides long. RefSeq names its product Zn(II)2Cys6 transcription factor domain-containing protein. Gene Ontology annotation, biological process: regulation of DNA-templated transcription. The transcript is spliced from 4 exons. Bases 1 to 1395 code for a protein of 464 amino acids. Gene Ontology annotation, molecular function: DNA-binding transcription factor activity, RNA polymerase II-specific; zinc ion binding. The record is from RefSeq and is a predicted model, not a curated record. Lineage: Eukaryota; Fungi; Ascomycota; Eurotiomycetes; Eurotiales; Aspergillaceae.
AUGACAUCCCGCAGCAAAGGAAGUCUAGGGUGUGAAAACUGUCGCCGGCGACGUAUUAAAUGCAACCAGCUGCGCCCACGAUGCUCUCAAUGUGCACGAGCAGGGCUUCACUGCUUAGGAUACAGAAGUACACUAGAUCUGCACUUCAAAGACCAAACUGCCACCAUCGCGAGCAAAUUCCUGCCACGCAAGAAGUUAUCAGCAUCCACUCACAACCGCCAAAGACUGACAGCGCCAACAGCCGUUCCAUAUUCUUUGACAGCAACAACACCAACCCUAAACAUCGAAGAACUCGCCUGGAAGUACUACUUCAGCAACUUCAACAUCACCCGCCCCAACGCCAGCACCGCCGGCAACCCCGAGCCGUACCUCGCAACCUCCUCCUCGGGGAUGUGCAGCGUCACCUCCGUCGGACUCGCUGCCCUCGCCACUGUCAGGAAAGACCCGCAUAUGAUGGACCUCGCGCGACGGAAAUACUCAGCGGCGCUACGCUAUCUUGCCCGUGCAGUUGCGGAUCCAGCGGAAUUGGAGAAGGGGUCGACGACGAGCGCGAGUUUUAAUUUGUCUAUGUUUGAGAUGAUAAUAUCUGAUACCCCCUCCGCCGCAUACUCCUGGAUGAAACACAUCCGGGGCACGGCAGCCCUAAUGCGCGUUGUGCAACUGCCAACGACGAAUAUGGUUUUUGCGAUGGUGGGGUGUUUGCAGGUUGCUUUUACUGUUGCCGUCGGAUGUCUCAUCGCCAACCAACCAGUCCCUCCAUAUAUAAUCACCCUGAUAAAGUCCUUCCGAAAUGAGGAAUGUCGUGAAAUCGCGCCGAUAAUCGAGUUAUUCAUCAUCCUCAGCGCGCUUGUCAAUCUCUACGCCGAGGCAGAGGGGGCAGGGGCAGAUGUCGGCGAUGAUCUCAGCCCAGCUCUAUCAGAUAUCGACGCAGACCUGAUAUCCUGGAAAAGGCGACUCCCAUCAAUCUGGACCGGCGAUCCAAACACAGGAAGCACCGUCCAUACCGGAAACCCACACUGGAAACCCAAGGUAUGGGGAUACUACCAGCUCUGCCGGAUUCUCACGCACCGGGUUCUGUUGGAUCAUACCGCGCAAUCUGCGGACAGGAGGGCAGAAUCGCUGGGAGUAUUAUCGCAGAUGUCAGGCCAGAUAUACGAUCAUGUCCCUACGAUGCUGAGGAGGUCGUUCGGCUGCCCCGACCAGUGUCUGGGAUUGACCUCGGAUGUGUUCUUCUUAGUGACCAUUCUACAAGUCCUGGUUAAACUUACGGAUCGCUGUACUGUCGUCAGGGAGUGGGCUGGGCCCGCGCAGAACCAGCUCGGAGAGCGCUUCGACCCGCUGAAGCACUUUGUCGCCAGGUUCCUACACUGGAACAGAGGAGAGCAAGAAGAAUAA